Coregonus sp. 'balchen' is the source of this 3095-nucleotide messenger RNA. NCBI's taxonomy places the organism in Eukaryota, Metazoa, Chordata, Actinopteri, Salmoniformes, Salmonidae. The record is from the annotation of a GenBank genome assembly.
AUGCAGAUAGAUGUGCUGUGUAUGUCCAAACAAUCAGAGCUAUUCUUCCUGUUGAAUUUGCAGCUCUCUGCCAAGCCACCGCACAAAGGGAAGAGGGUGAUAGGUGCGCACAGCGGCAAAGUGUGUCAAUGGAUUAAUUUAUCACUGACAGACACAGGAAGCAUAAUAUGGUUGUGGGUGGUGUUUUGGAGACGAGUCACAUCUCUUUAUCUGAUACUUCAGGCCCAAUCCUCCCGACUUCUCUGCAGAAAAUGUAAUAAUACAUGGUUCUCCUGAGAUGUAUAUUUUUAAUCACGCUCUCCACUUCCUUCCCGACUGUGUUGGAUUUUGUGGGUUUUAAGGACCUGAGGUGGUACAUGAGCAAUGUUACUGUAGGCAGGUCAUCUGGGAGACAAGAUAGCUACCUGAAAGGAAUUUGGAACUUUGGCAGUGUAGAUUGUAGUCAAUAGUGACGGCUAAACCAUUUUUCUUGGCUGUAUCUGUGACAGGUACACUGACAAACAAGAGCCUUGACUAUAACAAUGUCAAUGCAUUAUCCAUCUUUUUUUUAUAUUUAAAUACCAUAACCAUGGGUAAAGAAAUGAAGCAGAGGAUUUAGGAUCUUGUAAACACUCAAGCUAUCUGAUGUUGUGAUAACACCGCCAGCCAAGUUCAUUGUUUCAGUAAUCUUUUCUCUAAAUGUAUGUACAUUUUUCAGUACUGUUAAAAGCCCAAUGCAGCCAAUUUUAUAUCAAUAUCAAAUCAUUUCUUGGUAACAAUUAAGUACCUUACUGUAAUAGUAGCAAUUUUGCUAGGACUGUCUGGGAGUGGUCUGAGUGGGGAGGGGAAAACUGAAAACUAGCUGUUAUUGGCAGAGAGAUUUGGAACUCUCUUUGUUUUUGGUCUAUUAACCAAUUUACCACCUGGUGUUAACAUUUACAUUACAUUUUAGUCAUUUAGCAGACGCUCUUAUCCAGAGCGACUUACAGGAGCAAUUAGGGUUAAGUGCCUUGCUCAAGGGCACAUUUACGUCAUUUAGCAGACGCUCUUAUCCAGAGCGACUCACAAAUUGGUGCAUUCCCCCUAUAGCCAGUGGGAUAACCACUUUACAAUUUUUUUUUUUUGGGGGGGGGGGGGGGGGGGGGGGUAGAAGGAUUACUUUAUCCUAUCCCAGGUAUUCCUUAAAGAGGUGGGGUUUCAAAUGUGUGUUGUCACCAGACAAGCCGAAACUCCCACCCAUGCAAAACUGCUGAUUAGAAAGUCCUGUGUAGAUUGUAUUUUCAACCAGCAACUAUCAGGAAAUAACACUGAUCACAUGUCUUCACACUUUAACAGUGUUAGUUUCAUCACCUAUUGUACAAUAUGAUACAAAACACAGGAAAAAAAUGAAUUCUGACUGCACUGGGUUUCCUGUUUUACAGGAAGUGCUGGGACUCCUGUCACAUUUAAUGAGAAUGGCGAUGCUCCAGGACGCUACGACAUCUUUCAGUACCAGAUCAACAACAGGUCAACAGCAGAGUACAAGGUCAUCGGCCACUGGACUGACCAGCUACACCUAAAUGUAAGGACGAAUGCCAUUACUCCACUUUCCUUAAAUGUUAGGUCACUGCUUUGUCUCUGCCUAACGUUAUUGUAUCCAAGUCCUAAGAAUGUUGUUAAUAAAUAACAUUUACUUCCACGGGACACAUUCUCCCCAAUAUCUGUCAAAAUAUGUCAUACAAUCCAUUUAACUAAUUUGCCAAUAUUGAAAGAGAGAGAAGAUUUGACUUAAUUUAAUGAUGAUGAUGAUGAUGAUGAUGUACUCCUGAGUGGCGCAGUGGUCUAAGGCACUGCAUCGCAGUGCUAACUGUGCCACUAGAGAUCCUGGUUCGAAUCCAGGCUCUGUUGCAGCCGGCCGCGACCGGGAGACUCAUGGGCGGCGCACAAUUGGCCCAGCGUCGUCCAGGGUAGGGGAGGGAAUGGCCGGCAGGGAUGUAGCUCAGUUGAUAGAGCAUGGCGUUUGCAACACCAGGGUUGUGGGUUCGUUUCCCACGGGGGGCCAGUAUAAAAAAAAAGAUGUAUUCACUAACUGUACGUCGCUCUGGAUAAGAGCGUCUGCUAAAUGACUAAAAUGUAAAUGAAGUCAAUGUUAAUGAGUCAUCUUCUUUUAGUUCUUGCCCAUUUUCAAGAUCAAUGUCAUAUUCUGCCCCCCACAGAUGGAUGCCAUGCAGUGGAUCAGUGGAGACCCCUCUGUGCCCGCCUCUGUGUGCAGCCUGCCCUGCAAGAUGGGCGAGAGAAAGAAGGUGGUGAAGGGGGUACCAUGUUGCUGGCACUGCGAGCGCUGUGAGGGCUACCACUUCCAGGCCAGUGAGUUCAUGUGCGAGCUGUGCCCGUAUGAGCAACGCCCUGACCAGAACCGCACCGGGUGCCAACCUAUCCCCAUCAUCAAGCUGGAGUGGCACUCUCCAUGGGCAGUGGUGCCAGUCUUCAUCUCUGUUCUUGGCAUUCUGGCAACCACCUUUGUCAUUGUCACCUUUGUGCGCUACCACGACACGCCCAUUGUCCGAGCAUCAGGCCGGGAGAUGAGCUAUGUUUUGCUCACAGGUAUCUUCCUGUGCUAUGCUAUCACCUUCCCCAUGAUCGCAGCCCCUGACGUUGCCGUUUGCUCCUUCAGGCGCAUCUUCCUGGGCCUGGGGAUGUGCUUCAGCUACGCAGCGCUGCUUACCAAAACCAACCGCAUCCACCGCAUCUUCGAGCAGGGCAAGAAGGCUGUGACGGCACCGCGGUUCAUCUCCCCGGCCUCCCAGCUGGUCAUCACCUUCAGCCUGAUCUCAGUUCAGUUGCUGGGCGUGUUUGUGUGGUUCGUCGCCGACCCACCGCACACGGUGGUGGACUACGGCGAGCAGCGCACACAGGACCCUGAGAACGCCCGCGGGGUGCUCAAGUGUGACAUCUCAGACCUCUCACUCAUCUGCUCGCUUGGAUACAGUAUCCUGUUGAUGGUCACAUGCACUGUUUACGCCAUCAAGACCAGGGGAGUGCCAGAGACCUUCAACGAGGCAAAGCCUAUUGGAUUUACUAUGUACACUACCUGCAUUAUUUGGUUAGCAUUUAUACCCAUCUUCUUUGGGACGGCG